AUUGCGCUCAACGCUUCGACAUCCAACAAACAAUAGCACCUCGUAUUCACGCAUUGCACGCGCCACGAAAACAGCACAGCUCCUCCAACUGGCCCGGAUAGUCUCGCCUGUCCGGGAACGUUGUCCGUACCAGCAAGCUCUUUUGCCCAUCACACGAUAUAAGCCCACGUGUCGCCAUGCCAGCAUCUCAAAGUCCAACCAAUGCCGCUGACCGGCCGCGCCUGACAGAAGCCCAAAAGAAGGAGAACCACAUCCGUUCCGAGCAGAAGCGACGUGAGGCAAUCAGAGAAGGCUUCGACCGACUUGCCUCCAUCGUACCAGGCCUGGAGGGACAGGGACGAAGCGAGGCUGUUGUACUGGGCGGCGCAAUCAAGCUCAUGCGCGAGAAGAUUAUGGAGCGCCAGCAAAUCAUAAACGACGCAAAAGCAAAGGGAAUCGACACGACGGGUUGGGAGCUAGACAAGGACACCAUGGAAGCGUGUGCAAGACAAUUUGAGAGGACCAUGGCCGAGGAUCGCCAGGCAGGGAAUGGGGUCGAGAAUGGUGUAGACGUAAAAAAGGAGUAGGCCUUUACAAUUUUGCGCCAGGCCAAAACACAAGAGUGUUGAUUGCUGCAGCAAAGUGGUGGGCAAAAAAAAAACCCCC
This is a messenger RNA of Bipolaris maydis ATCC 48331, 645 nucleotides long. RefSeq lists its product as uncharacterized. NCBI's taxonomy places the organism in Eukaryota, Fungi, Ascomycota, Dothideomycetes, Pleosporales, Pleosporaceae. Gene Ontology annotation, molecular function: DNA-binding transcription factor activity, RNA polymerase II-specific; RNA polymerase II cis-regulatory region sequence-specific DNA binding; protein dimerization activity. The record is from RefSeq and is a predicted model, not a curated record. Gene Ontology annotation, biological process: regulation of transcription by RNA polymerase II.